AUUGACAUGUUGUAUGGGGAGAGAAAACAUACUGCGAGCUCAGUCUACAGGGAAAGCUUUGAUUACAUAGCCUUUCAAGUUACUUGGCUCCCAUCAUCUCGGUGUAGUGUUGACAUUCCCAGUUUACAAGUCCAAGCUUCCUUCAUUCUCCGCGGUACAACAUCGAAUUGAAGCAACUGAAGGAUAUCUUGGGGGUUCAUUUAAUGUGGAGUCCCUGGUUGAGAACUUUCUUGGAAAACUAGCUAGGA
This is a messenger RNA of Linum tenue, 248 nucleotides long. Lineage: Eukaryota; Viridiplantae; Streptophyta; Magnoliopsida; Malpighiales; Linaceae. The record is from the annotation of a GenBank genome assembly.